Tribolium madens (black flour beetle) is the source of this 2765-nucleotide messenger RNA. Its product is annotated as mediator of RNA polymerase II transcription subunit 25-like. Lineage: Eukaryota; Metazoa; Arthropoda; Insecta; Coleoptera; Tenebrionidae. The coding region runs from base 82 to 2718 and encodes 878 amino acids. Gene Ontology annotation, cellular component: transcription regulator complex; mediator complex. Gene Ontology annotation, biological process: positive regulation of transcription by RNA polymerase II. The transcript is spliced from 11 exons. The record is from RefSeq and is a predicted model, not a curated record.
AAUUUUGACAACUGUUUUUCAAUAUGGCGGGGUUUGGUGCUUGUCUCAAAUUGUUUUAAUUAUUUUUUAUUAUUUCAUAUAAUGGUUGUGUGCCCAGCAGAUCAUGGCUUGCAGGCCGAUAUCAUUUUUGUUAUUGAAGGAACUGCAGUAAAUGGUGCUUACAUAAAUGAUUUAAAAACUAAUUAUAUCAUCCCAUCAUUAGAAUAUUUUAGCCAGGGAAGUAUUGACGAAAGUAAUUUUCUAUCAGAGGGGAUCAAUUCUUAUUACGGAAUUGUAGUAUAUCAGGCUGCUGAUUGUUUACCACACCCCAGUAGUGACACAAUUGGGCCCUUUGUAAGCCCCAGUAAAGUAUUAAGUGCUAUAGACAAACUUGAACUUAUAGGGGGUAAAGGCGAAUCGCAUGCAAACAUUGCUGAAGGUUUGGCAACAACACUUCAGUGUUUUGAUGAGUUGCAACAGAAACGUGACAAUAAUGGCAAUAUUCAAAGACACUGUAUUCUGGUGUGUAACUCGCCCCCAUAUUCUUUAGGGGUUUUUGAAACUCAUGCUUACACAGGGAAGACAGCAGAACAACUGGCAGCUAUUUUGCAAGAAAAAAAUAUCAACUUGUCGAUUAUUUCCCCUCGUAAGAUCCCUUCAUUGUAUAAAUUAUUCGAGAAAGCCGGCGGCGACUUAAGCGCCUCUCAGACGAAAAACUACGCGAAGGACCCUCGUCACUUGGUCCUUUUGCGCGGCUUCAGCCUGAAGGAGCGUCCCCUGAGCCCCCCUGCCGGUACUACAACAACCGGUCAAACCCAAAUCCCUAACACUACCAUUCCUAUUACAUCUCUCCCCAGCCCCUUAGCCAGCAAUGACAGCCCCAUUUCAUCAUCUUCAUCAGCCAACACCGGUGUUCCUUCGGGAGUCGGCCCAUCGCCCGUGUAUCGGCCUCCCAGCGGUCAAGGUAUAAAUCCUCAACACUCACAGAGUAUGGUUACACCAGGCAUGGUAGGUAUGGUGAACGCCCGAGGGGCCAUGAUGGGCAACAACCCCAUGAACAUCCCGCAACUGCCCGCACCGCCAGGAUACCAUCAGGCGAAUCGACCCAGAUGGCCAGCUAUGUUGCCCCCAACUCAGCCCAGGUCGUAUUUGCCACCUAACCAACAGGUUAAUACCACGCAAAGUAGCGCCCUGAUUGCACAGUUGACACAACCCCCGAAUUCCAUGCCGGGGACGGGCGUUCCCCAAUAUGGACAAAUGGGGAACAAUUCGCCAUUGAAUUCGCAACAGCAACAAUCCCAAAUGAAAAUUAAUAUCAUGAAUACGCAAAACCCACAACCGAAUGUUCAAACGUCGAUGUCGCAAAAUUCGAACAGUGGGAUACAGACCAUGUCGCAGGUUUCGCAGUCAAAUCAGGCCGGUACUUCCCCAGGACAGAGCACUGCCCAACCAUCUCAACCACUUGGCCCUGGACGAGAACGUCCUUCAAUCUGGCAAGGCCUCCUUGAGUGGAUCGAGAAACCCAAAAAUCCAACUGACCAACAAAAAAUUACCAAACAUGUCCCAUGUCAAGUCUCGGCGAAUUCAAAAGAUGGCGAACCUGAAUUAAAAGCAGAUGGUUGGCCCUCAAAAUUAAUUAUGCAACUAAUGCCGAAACAACUUAUCGGUAACAUCGGGGGCGCCUAUUUAAAAAAUUCAAAAUCAGUUUUAUUCCACCCUCAACCUUGCGAGGCUUUAGAAUCUCUAACGAAAGUCAUGAGUUCCGGCUUUGCCGGUUGUGUGCAUUUUACAAGCACCGCAACCCCCGCCACCUGUGAUAUCAAAGUUUUAAUUUUAUUGUACACUGCCGAAAAGCGUGCUUAUCUCGGGUUUAUCCCCAACGACCAAGGCGCAUUUGUUGACCGAUUACGCAAAGUGAUCCAACAACAGAAAUCCACCCAAAUUAUGCGCCAAACACAAGGCGGCACCGGCCAACCGAUGAACCCCCAAACAUCCGGUGCUCUCACCAUGGGUGGUACACCGCCUCAAUUGGGAGGAAGUAAUCCCGUGACUUCACAAACUAUGUCUCAAACCAACAACAUGACUUUAGGUGGAGGCCAAAUUACACAAAAUAUAGUCACCUCAAGUGCCCAAGCUGGUAUUUUGGGCCAGAAUGUUCCAGGCGGACCUAGGUUGAGAAUGCAACAGAACAUGCAGCCGGGGAUGGGACCACAAUCAUCACAAUCAGCCCCCAAUCAAAACAUGGCACCGGGAAUGAUGGGUACGCCACCUCAAAGAGCCCCAUUUGAAAAUCAGUUGCAAGUAGAAAGACAGCAGAAUUUAGAGAAGAUUAAUCAGCUGAAGCAGACGUUAGAAGCAGCUCAACAACAGGAACAACAAUAUAAAAGUCAGUUAGAAAGGAUAAGUCAUAUGAAGACGUCACAAUUGCAAGAGGCGCUCCAAAUCUGUCAACAGAAUGAGAUGAAAUACAAAAUUCUUGAUCAACAACAAAGAAUGGCCAAUCAAAAUAAUCCACAAGCUGGAACUGCACAGCAACAACAGAGGAUGAUGAGACCUGUCAUGGGGGCUAAUCCUGGCUUAAGACACUUGUUACAACAGCAACCCCAAUACAGACAACAACUGAUGAAUAUGCAACAAAUGGCAGGUAACGGACCACGCCCACAAAUGAACCAACAAAUGCAAAACUCGGGGAAUAAUCAACAGUCCGGAUUUGAUGAAGUCUCGUAUGAUUUUAUGUAAUCUGAUUUUUGUAUUGAAUAUAAUUAUAACAAAAAUGUCUAAUAAGA